Pseudophryne corroboree (corroboree frog) is the source of this 2258-nucleotide messenger RNA. RefSeq names its product serine/threonine kinase 17b (gene STK17B). The coding region runs from base 253 to 1326 and encodes 357 amino acids. Lineage: Eukaryota; Metazoa; Chordata; Amphibia; Anura; Myobatrachidae. Gene Ontology annotation, biological process: positive regulation of apoptotic process; intracellular signal transduction; protein phosphorylation. The transcript has 8 exons. Gene Ontology annotation, molecular function: ATP binding; protein serine/threonine kinase activity. The record is from RefSeq and is a predicted model, not a curated record. Gene Ontology annotation, cellular component: nucleus.
CAUUAACCAGUCAGCGGGCGGAGAGGCGCAGGCGAUACACAGCGAUUGGCCCAUUCGGGUAUGGUCAGGUGACAUUAUCAGCCUUCCGUGCAUGAUUCAAAAUACAACCGUCGUGGCGUGCAGUCAGUGACUCAGUGGCGACUCUGCGGGAGCCGCUGCCUCUCCAUCAUAUACACAGCUCAGCGGCCGCUCACUAGCUGCAGGAGAAGCGACACCCGGGAUCACCGUACAGCUGCAUCCUCUGUCACAAGUAUGCUGAGAUAUAGAAAUGCCCAGGACUGUUUAUAUGCCACAAUUCAGACGUUGAUCAAGGCUGAAAACUUUCACAGUUCAUACUCUGUUGAAACAAAUACACUGGGCAGGGGUAAAUUUGCAGUGGUUCGACGAUGCACAGAGAACGCUACUGGGAAAGAAUUUGCUGCCAAAUUUUUGAAAAAGAGAAGGAGAGGGAAAGACUGCAGAGCAGAGAUAAUCCAUGAAAUAGCUGUUCUCGAACUGGCAAAAUCAAAUUUGCGCAUUGUGGAUCUCCAUGAAGUAUAUGAAACUAGCCAUGAAAUCAUUUUAAUUUUAGAAUAUGCUGCAGGUGGAGAGAUAUUUUACCUUUGUUCACCAGACAAAAAUGAUAACGUUUGUGAGAGACAGAUAAGUAGACUUCUUCGACAGAUCAUUGAAGGAGUAAGCUUUCUACAUCAAAAUAAUAUUGUUCAUCUUGAUCUUAAGCUUCAGAAUAUACUGCUUAACAGACUGGAACCUCUUGGUGACAUCAAAAUAGUCGAUUUUGGAAUGUCCCGAAAAAUAAGCAGCGACUGCGAACUCAGAGAAAUAAUGGGCACAACUGAAUAUUUGGCUCCAGAAAUAUUAAAUUAUGAACCCAUAACAACAUCAACAGAUAUAUGGAGUAUCGGUGUAAUCUGUUACAUGCUUCUUACUGGUGUGUCACCAUUUGCUGGUGUAGAUAACCAAGAGACAUACUUGAAUAUUUCACAGCUUAAAGUGGAUUACUCAGGAGAAACCUUUGCUUCAGUAUCACAAGAUGCUGUGGACUUUAUGAAGUCUAUACUUGUGAAGAAUCCAGUUAACAGAGCUACAGCUGAAGAGUGCCUAGCACAUCCAUGGCUUCGUCAAGUUAAACCACAUUUGUAUGGUGGUGAUAGUCCUCAUCUGGAAAAACAUUUGAUGACCUCUAAUAACCUAAAGUUGAAAAGCAUAUGCCAUGGGCUAAGCAAGGAUAGUAUGGGAGACAAAGAGAAUAUUCCAGAGAAUGGUGCUACAGCAAUCAAACGAUUACGAUUGGACAAUACACAUCGAAAACAUUUGUGUAUAUAAGACCUGCUUGCUGCUCUCUUCUGAAUAUGUUCUACAGUACUCAUCUCAUGCAGUGCAUUUUGCCUAAUGUUCUGUUGCCCACUGAAGACGAGACAAAUGAUAAAAGUACAACAUUUGUACCCUGUCUACUGCAUUGUACAGUGCGUAAUAUGCAAAGAAUGUAUCAAGCAGCAGAUCAUUGGCAAGUUUGAACUGCUGAAGGAAAAAUCUCUUUAUGCAAGUACGAAAUGUAAUUGUGGUCGUCACUUGCUGAGAACCAGUACCAAAGACCUAGUUGUUGGGGAAACUUUAGUGUGGUUGUUGGUAGUUUAGAAAUAGUUUAUAAAUGAUGAGAAUUUUCUUCCUAUACAACAAAUGAUUCUGUGUGCAUACAUUUUUAUAGCUGUAAUAGGAAAUGUUUUGCUCCACAUCUGCUGAACUGAAUUCUGAAGAUCAGAUACUUGGGUACAGUGUUUUUUUUUUUUUACUAUAAAUUACAGGCUUCAGUGUCAGCAGGCUGUGGAAUGUUAUGUAAGCUGCCAACUACUGAGAACCGAUCUAUACCAUAGCGUACCAAGAGAAAUUGCAAUCUCCAUGCAGACUCCCUUCAAGCUGAGAGUAGCUUGGAAAGUGUAGAACAGAGUUCUUUAUACAGCUCCCUCUGAAGGAUGAAUGAUUUUUGCACUAUACAAAUUAUUUAAACUGUAUUUUUAUUAUGAACCUAAAGUUUAUUUAUGUCAUGUUACUAUAACAAGGGUUACAACAAAAAGGGCGUAUAGCGUAACAUUCAAAAAUGUAAGUAAGUGUUCCAUGGUUUUACCAAUUUCUUUUGUUUUAUGUGUCAAACAAAGGUUAAAUAGCUGGGGAUCAAGUCAAUAGCCAUAUAUUUUUCCUUAAAAAUAUGCAUAAGCAAUUAUUGUCUUGUGUUUAAAAAUAAAACAGGAAUUCUGAAA